Molecule: messenger RNA, 3154 nt
Organism: Saccostrea cuccullata (small rock oyster)
Lineage: Eukaryota; Metazoa; Mollusca; Bivalvia; Ostreida; Ostreidae
Product: micronuclear linker histone polyprotein-like
Exons: 7
Coding region: 1-3045 (1014 amino acids)
Biological process (GO): deadenylation-independent decapping of nuclear-transcribed mRNA
Cellular component (GO): P-body; membrane
Source: RefSeq, a predicted model, not a curated record
AUGCAGUUUCUAACUGACUAUGACACAGGAACUGUGCCGUCAUUUCUGAUGAUUGUUGGAUUAGCUAUGUUUAUUUCUGGUUCUCUUUUUUCGAAAGCAGCAUUUGAUUGUGCUUAUCCAGACUCUAGGCUGUAUAAAAAAGAUUUUGAGCUGAAAAAGCUCAUAGACAAAUUGCAAUUGGAAUAUAAGUGUUGUGGGAGCAACAAUUUUGAAGACUGGUUCAAAGUUAGCUGGGUAAAUGAAGACUUUCUGGAUGUGGAAGACGAAGAAAUCAAAAGUAAAAUGGAAUCUGGAAUGUACAUGGGUCAUGAUGUUCCCUUCAGCUGUUGCUUUAUUUACACCUAUAGACCAUGCGUUCACACCAAUGUCGACCCAGGGUCACGUAGUGAAUACACCCAUACAUUGAAUAAAAGAGGAUGUGCUGGAACUCUCAUGGACUUCUUUGAGUCUUCCAUCUUGGAACCUGCAGGAGUUUUCAUUUUGAUGACAUUUUUUAUUGAAAUCCUUUCCACAUUCCUUGCCCGCUACCAGCAGACAUGUAUUGACGAUGCCAACUUAAUGGAACCAACAGGGCCUGGUACUGCCUGUUUAUGUCCUAAUAUUGGAACUGGGGAUGCCAUGAAAUAUGUGAAAAGCGAUACAAAGAUACCAACUCCAAAAGAUGCAGAAAAUUACCAAACUGGUGGAGGUCACAAGGAGAGUAAAACAGAUGAUGGUGGAGGUGGUGACUUUGGUGGUAACCGUUAUGGUGGUGGUGGUGUUAGUGAUGAUAGUGGAGAUGGUGAUGAUAGCGGAGAUGAUGAUGAUGAAAAGAAAAAGAAGGAAGACAAAGCAAAUGAAAAGAAAGCCAAAGGGGAUGAAAAGAAAACUACAAAAGACAAAGAAGAAGCUAUUAAAAUAGAUAAAAAAGAUGAAAAAAUGAAGAAAAAAGACAUCAGUGAUGAUGAUGAGGAUGAUGAUGAGGAUGAUGGUGGUGGCAGUGAUGAUGGUGAUUUUGGUGGUGGUGGUGGUGGUGAAGCUGGCAGUGGAGGUGGUGCUGAUGAACAAUCAGAGGGAAAAAACAAAUCUGAAAAGAAAGAGAAAGAUGAAAAGAAGAAAGAUGAUAAAGAAAAGAAAGCCAAAAAGGAUGAGAAGAAAGAUAAAAAGGAUGAGAAGAAAGAUAAGAAAGAUGACAAAAAGGGCAAAAAAGAUGACAAAAAAGGCAAAAAAGAUGACAAAAAGGAUGACAAAAGAAGCAAAAAAGAUGACAAAAAGGAUGAUAAAAAAGGCAAAAAAGAUGACAAAAAACCAAAGGAAGAUGAAAAGAAAGCUAAAAAAGAUGACAAAAAGGAUGACAAAAAAAUAAAAGAUGAAAAGAAAGCCAAAAAAGAGGACAGCAAAAAGAAAAACAAAAGUGAUGAUAAGAAAAUGAAAAAAGAGGACACUAAAAAUAAAAAGGGAACAUCAGAAGAUAAAUCAAAGAUAACAAAGGACAAGUCACCAGAUAAAGGAAAGGACAAAUCACCUGAUAAAGCUAAGAAGGAAAAAAGUAAAUCUCCUGAGAGAUCCCGCAAAGACAAAUUUGAUAAAGAAAAAUCUAAAUCUGAUGGAAAAAAUUCAAAGUCAGAAAAGUCUAAAUCAGAAAAGUCAAAAUCUAAGAGUAGAUCCAAAUCCAGUGAAAAGAAAUCUCCAAAGACUAAAUCAGAUAAAAAGUCUAAAUCACCAGAUUCUAAAUCUGGAAGUAAAUCCAAAUCCAAGAAAAGCACAUCCACACCAAAAGCAAAAUCACCAAAAGCAAAGUCAAAAUCACCAAAAGCAAAACCAAAAUCACCUAAAGCAAAAUCAAAAUCACCAAAGGCAAAAUCAAAAUCACCUAAAACAAAAUCAAAGUCAAAGUCACCAAAACGCGAUACAGAGAUACCAUUCUCAAAGGAAGUGGAUAGUUACCAACUUGGUGGAGAUGACCAGAAGAGUGAAACAGAUGAUGAUGAUGGUGGUGGUGGUGGUUAUGGUAGUGAUGGUGGCGGCAGGAGUUAUGGUGGUGAUGACAGUGAUGAUGGUGGUGGAGGAGGUGGUGGUGGUGGCGGUAAUGAUGAUGGUGGUGGAGGCGGUGGUGGUGGUGGCGGUAAUGAUGAUGGUGGAGGUGGUGGCAGUGGUGGUGAUGAUGGAGGAGGUGGUGGUGGUGGUGAUGAUGGUGGUGGUGGUGAAAAAGAUAAAAAGGAUAAAGAUAAAGAUAAGAAAGAUAAAGAUAAAAAAGAUAAGAAAGACAAAGAUAAGAAAGACAAAAAAGAUAAAGAUAAAAAGAAAGAUAAAGAGAAGAAAGACAAAAAAGAUAAAGAUAAAAAGAAAGAAAAGGAAAAGAAAGACAAAAAAGAUAAAAGUAAAGACAAAAAAGAUGAUAAGAAAUCCAAAAAAGAAGACAGCAAAAAGAAGGACAAAAGUAGUGAAAAGAAAAAGGAUGACACCAAAAAUAAAAAGGACAAAUCUUCUGAUAAAUCUAAGAGGGAAAAAAGCAAGUCUUCUGAUAGAUCCCGCAAAGACAAAUUUGAUAAAGAAAAAUCUAAAGGGAAAAAAUCUAAGUCCGAAAAGUCUAAAUCUAAGAGCAAGUCCAAAGAUAAAUCUAAGUCUAAAUCUAGAAGUAAGUCCAAAGAUAAAUCUAAGUCUAAAUCUAGAAGUAAUUCCAAAGAUAAAUCUAAGUCUAAAUCAAGAAGUAAGUCCAAAUCAUCUAAGUCCAAGAAAAGCAAGUCUUCAGGGAAGAAAAGUAAAUCCAAGUCACCCAAAGGCAAAUCCAAGUCAAAAUCAAAAUCAAGAUCAAAAUCAUCCAAAAGCAAAUCAAAAUCAAGAUCAAAAUCCAAGUCAAAGUCACCCAAACGUAAAUCCAAGUCGCCCAAAAGAAAGUCGCCAAAGAGGAAGUCUCCAAAGAGAAAGUCACCGAAGAGAAAAUCACCCAAGAUGAAGUCACCGAGGAGAAAAUCACCCAAGAUGAAAGCGAGAAAGUCACCCAAGAUGAAAUCUCCCAAGAUGAAGAAGACAGGAUUUAAAAAGCCCAGAAUGGGACGCCGUUGAUAUGAAGUGACUCUAAAUGAAACAAUGUAAUUUUAACAGACAUCUUUAACAUUAAAGACAGACAAUAGUGUGAUAAGAUUAUUAUCAUUGAUUAUGUUGCAGCCAUUUU